This is a messenger RNA of Guillardia theta CCMP2712, 396 nucleotides long. RefSeq lists its product as hypothetical. The coding region runs from base 1 to 396 and encodes 131 amino acids. NCBI's taxonomy places the organism in Eukaryota, Cryptophyceae, Pyrenomonadales, Geminigeraceae. The transcript is spliced from 4 exons. The record is from RefSeq and is a predicted model, not a curated record.
AUGCUUAUCUCUGUCUCCCUCAACUACUUCUCUGCCAUCCUGUUCCUCAUCCUCCCCUUCGCGCUCCUGGGCUUCCUCGUUGUUUUCAUCGCCAUCUACUUCAAGUGGAAGCGAGGCAUCCAGAUCUUCAUCGGCAUCAGCCUUGUGCAGUUUGUCUUGGCUCUAAUACCUUUCGUGCACAUCGUCUUUGUGCUCGAGCAAGGGUGGCUAUACUGGCACCGAGUCCUCAUCUUCCUCUUCGAGAUGGUUCUGCACCUUACCGGCGUCCUGCUGGGGAUACGCCUGCUGAUGCCUGUGGAGGAGGUGAAGGAGGAGCAGGUAGGGCUGAUAGGCAAGGUCAAGAACGCUACAUCAUCUCUCAAGGACAAGCUCGUCAACAAGAUCUACCGCAAGUGA